AUGGCGGCUAGAUCCAAAUCCAAAAUGGCGAGUGGUGGGAACUUCCGAGAAGUUUUGCAUCACAGUGGAAAGCCACAAGGAAACGUGAUAAAUUUUACUAUAGGAUCAGCAACGACAGUGAGGGAUGAAGAAAACGCUCAGCCUCAUACGGGAGGUGGAUUUGCUUAUCGAGAGUGCGGGACUGUCGACUCUGUUACUCGAAAUCGUUACAUCUUUUGGUUCGUAUUCACAAGAAAAUUUGUGUUUGAAACUUGUAACUCGCGGCAAUUUUUGUCCUGUACUUUUGUUGUUAAGUUUUUGGGUUUAAUACCAGUACACGUUGAUUUUAAUUAAGACUCAAAGUGCCUACCAAACUACGUUAAACAAUAGCAAUACUUAGAUAGGUAGAUAGAUAGAUAGAUCGAGAUUUAACUGUCGUUUAAUUAAAUUUUAAGAAACUUUGGAAUAUGCAUACGGAGCCAUGCCGCUUUCUAAACUAUCUUAAACAGCCAUUUUUGUCCACAAACUAGAUUAAAAUAAGGCUAGUAGGUGUUUGUGCACUCAAUUUCCUAAUGUUUUGCGAAUGUUUUCGUGUACAGGAGAGUAACAGAUAAUGUACUGGAGCUAUUUGAAGAGUCCUUGGACUACAAUCUCUCAGGAAACCACCUUGAACUACAGUUUACUGACGGUGUUCUUUUACCAGUGGUGUAUAUCUUUGAAACUCCUGCACAUGUUAGCUUGUUGAUUGCCACAACCAACAGUGUACACAGGAUUGCGUUCCCUCAUCCAGACAGACUUCGUAGACAUGUAAGUCUUUUAAAGAAAAUUAGAUGGCAGCAGUCCUGUUAGACUGAAUCAAGUUGAAGAUGUCAGGUCUUUUCCAGACAUAACCUUUAUACUGGCAAGUUUUUCACAAUGCACCAGAUGUUUUAAUUGAGAGGAGGGACACCCCCUUCUUAUUGUUGCUCCUUUCGUGCUUAAAGGAAACCUCUAGUGAUUAAACAAGUCGCUAUUUAAGUGAUGAAAAUGUCUUGUAUUAGGAAGAGUUGUUUACAGUAUACGGCAGAAACCUAAAAAAAUGAUGGAGUACCUUGUUAUGUGGUGAAUGCUAUUAGUGUUCCAUGUUUUGUCUCUGGAGGCUGCACUGCAUGCCUUGAUUUGCACAACCCCUGGUUUAUAUGGUUAAUUUUUUUACCAACUGUGGUCCGUUGUACUUUACCAUAAAAUUUGUGUUUUUGGGCUGAGGUGUUCAUCUCACUUUUAACUUUGUCUCCUAGGGAUUUGGUUUGUCUUACUCUAGUGAAGGAGGUCAGCAGUCCAUCUUUAAUGAUUUUUCCAGUCAUCAGCUCAGAAGUCCUUCAAAUUUUGGAACUUUUUCACAAUCAUGUGUGACUUUUGCAAGCUGGCUUUGCCAGGAUGGACAUUGUCUCUUUGCUUUAGCUACAACUUCAGGAAUAAUACUUUUAAUAAAAUUGCCUCCUCCUGGGAGUGGCGGUAAGAUGAGUUCAGUUUUGGAUAUUGUAUUGACAUUGUGAGAGAAAUUACAUACUGAUCAAUUCUGGUUUGUAUUAUCAUGAUAGGUCAAGUUGAGCAGUAUGAAUUAAAGGAAGCAGGAGUGAUGCAACGUCUUUGGUCUGGUCUUGUUCCUUCAAGCUUAAGGAGAGAGACAAUGGCUUCUGAUGCUACACUGAGUGUAGGAAUCCAUCCAUAUGGAAAUCAUAUGUGUGUGUUUGCUCUUUGCCGAGAUUGCAAGCUUAGGAUUUGGUCCUGCCAGGUACUUUGGAAAUAUUGCAAUAAGUAUUUUUCAAAGCCAGUAAACUCUCCGCCAAGCAUUUGUUUAAUAUUCACCUCUGAGGUUUUUUUUUUCAAAAUGGUCUUUCAAAAGUAUGUCUAAUUCUUUCACUCUCAAGAUCCCAUAAGUAAUUCUCCUUACUGUCUGCCAUACAAUUCCUAUGAUGUUAGUUUAGAGAAUUUUAUAUUGGAUCAACUAACAAUCCCUUCUCUAAUACAGUUUGCAUUUUUCUUUAUUCUCAUCACUUGUCUGCUUGGUACUGUAUUGAUAUUGUAAGGAGAAAUUCUGUCUUGGUCACUCAUAGGAGUUAAAGGGUUGAGACUUUUCUUUUACCUAAAAUAUUUUAACAUUGUUUCUUUAUAUUUCUGCCAUGUACUGAAUGCUACAUUUUAAGUAUUUAUUGUUUGUAUUUUUUUGUUAUUUGCAACUUUGAUUAUUUUUGCUAGACUCAAUCGUGCAUUUACGUCAAAGAUCUUCUGGAAGAUAUUCGUGAUGAUAUGGAUGCUCAAAACUUUCCAGGUAAGUCCAGUUUUUAAAAUUAUGGAUCUUAUUUUUGUUUACUGCUGUGUUGUCAUUGUUUCUGUAGUGGAGAUCAGGUUGAAGCAGUCAGUCAACCUGAUAUUGGUUCCGGGUUUUUUGAGAUGAUAAAAUCCAUGUUAGCUGGAGUUAUUCUUUUGAUAACUUGACAUAAUGCUUUUGUAAAAUGAAUUUCUUGUCCUUGCAGCUGUGGGUCAUAUACUCCGUAAAGUGGUAGAUCCAUCAAGUGGCAAACUUUAUCUUGGUUUGUUUUUAAACCUAAUGUAUAACACACAGGUGAGUGGACAAUUGAAAAGUUGAAGGGAGGGGGGGGGGGGGGGGAAGGUUGGAGAAGCUACCAGUAGAAUACUGCCAGUCACUAAGGGUCCAAAAUUUUUUCUUGAUAUUAUGAAAAAUUAUCGCUAAAACCUCUUGCAAACUACAGUUGAACCUGUAUUAAGCUGUCACUGAUGGUGAAUGACAGAGUGACUGCUUGAUACAGGCUGACUACUUAAUUCAGGUUCCAUAGAUACAGGGUAUUGUAAAAAAUGAUACACAACACCACUUUACGUGAUAAUUGACCACUUACUCUACAGAAUCUUGCCAAAAAAUACUACUUUCUUUGAUUUUGGGAGAAAAACAUGAUAAAAUUUACUUAAAGGAUUAUUCUUAGUUUGUUUGAGUGGAUCUGCCAUAAGUGACCAUUUAAUACAAGUGGAAAACAAAACAAGCAGACCAUUGGGACUCUGUAAAGGGUGACCAUCACUGCUUAAUAGAGGUGAAAAUAACUGAGAUCAAGGGAAACGAAUUCAGGACUUUGACAGCUGGCCACUCACUACAGGGUGAUGCUGGACGCUGUUUAAAUAUAGGUUUGAUUGUAUUAGGCGGCUGUUCAGUCUUGAGAGUUAAAUAAAUUACUCCCAUCAACCCUUUCACUCCUAAGAUCUCUUCCAGGAGUUUUCCUGCUUUGCUUUCAAAUCCAGAUAACUCAGACUUCCAUUACUCAAACCUUUUUCAUUUCCCUUGAAAGUUUGAGUUAUCAGGAGUUGACUGUAAACUUAUUAUGGGUGAAAGUAUGCAGGAUUGGCUGCAUGACACUGGAGGAUGUAAUUGCUCCAUCAAAGUAUUGAAAAAUUUGAUUGACAACUGUUAUCAGUAUAACACAUUUUGUAAUUGUUGUUUUAGUUCUGUGUGUAUGAGGUUGUGCCAUCUUCAGAUGAUGAUCCAAGCUUGUCUGCACUUUCCUUCUCAUACUUUCCAAAGGUAAAAUCUCAAAACUGACUGAUCACUUGUGGAGGCAGGUUGACCAAGUAUUUAGGGCACUGGUCUUGAAAUCUGGUGGCUCCCCAUUCUGCUACUCACUGGAUUUAUUUUCAGGUGCCUUGAGAGUUCAACUCCUUGGCUGCUCUUUGUUUAUAGCUGACUGGUCUGCCUCCUACCAGUUGGGGUUCUUCAAGCAAUGCGUUUAUGGUUGUUUACUGUGUUUAUUUCCAAUUUCUUUGAAUUGAUUGUUUGAAAGAACUGCUAUUACCCCAUCCGGGAAUUUAGUAGCCCAAGAUCUCUCUUGGACGCCCUUUGUUUCUUGUUUGCUUUCUACCUUGAAACUUUUUGACGGCCAUGCUUUUGUCUUUUUGCUCAUGGAUGAAUGUGCUUUUUGUUUUGAAAAAAAGGAAAAUCUUAUAGACUUUGCUGUGACCACAUCGAACAUCUGGACUUUAUGGACAGAUAAAAAUGGUGAAACAAUGGCUUACUUCACUCCCAUUGAAAAGUAAGUUUAUAAAUUGUAACAUUUGACAUGUGAAAUGUUUCUCUGAGGAAUUUUUUAAUGAAGUGAACUUCUUGGUGGUAAAUCUGUCCAUUUCUAAUGCCAAAAGGUUUCACUUCAAUUUUGUAGCAUAGAUGCACAAGAAUGUGGUUGGAAAAGAAUAUUCCUUAAACCAACAGAGAAUUCUGAUGUCAUGGUUCCACCAUAUAAAGAACCAAGAGUAAGUUUGUUUAUUGUACAGAUACUGGAAAUCUGAUUCUUCAAAGAAGAAUGUAAUAAAUAAGGAACUUCAGAACAUCAAUGAAUAGUCUGGAGAAAAAUUUGACCAUAUGCAAUGUUAGAAAUACACUCCAAGAUUUAACAAGGCUGCACUGUUAAUUUUUAGGGUGUGAUAGGAGUUAUACCAAUUCAAUGAGCUGUUCACCAUUUUGAAGAACUUUUUAAAAAUGUUGUCAAGAUUAAUCUCUACGUUAACUAAAAGUUUAAAAUGUGGCUACAUUUUACAACUAUUUUUAAGAUUUCUUUGGUGCUUCAAAAUAGUGUCAGUGCAGAUUUUUCUUAUGAAGUUUAUCCCACUGUAACCAUUCUAAAAUUAUUUUCUCAGGAAGUUUUUCUUGAUCAGCUCUUCUACCCUGGAAGGUUUUCAAAUCGUUCUAUUCUGAAAGCUAUGCAGGUACAGUUAUUUAAAUAUCUGUGUUCAUUUGAUUCUGUGGCUUCACAGUUUCUGUUGUGUCUUUGAUUUGUUCCAACACUUGCCAUGUGGAAAUAAUGAUGUGGUUUGGAAUGCAGAUACCAAAUUGUUGUUUUGUUUAUUGUUUAUUGUUUUUGUUUUUACUUUUUCCUUAUAGAUAUACCACCAUUUACCAGUUUCAAACUUUGUCAGUGAUUUUGAUGAGACUGUUUCAAGGAGUGAUUUGAAACUGGCUGUUAUCAAUCUCAUUGAUUCAGAGGUUUGUAUUGAAAAGAGAUGGGUUUUCUUUGCUGAGAUUCCAUUGUUGCAGUAGGUUUUGAACUGUAGAAAAAUGAUACAGAUCCAACAUGGCAACUCACUGUUACUUUUCAAUGUAAUCAGUACAGGAGAAUUAUAGGCACCCCCCCCCCCCCCCUCGAUUAAGUGCCCUCCAUCCAGUAGCAAAAAUUUUAAAUAAGUGCCUUAUUGCUUAUUCAAGGAAAUACAUAAUGGUUUAAGUUUACCACUUACAAAAUCUAAUACAGUUGGCUUCUUUAGAUUCAGAUGUCAGCUCCAGAUUAUGAGAUGCUUCACCAUGAGUACAAUGAUCUUCAGCUACAAUGUUGGACAAAGUUCUACAGCUGUGUUGUACAGUACCAUCAAGUAAGUAUCCAUGCUCCUGGGUGCUCCAAACUGCCACCAUUUUGGUAACCAUGGUUCAUAGAAACAAAUUUUAGAGGCCAAAUUUCUUAGUUUGGUGUCCUGUGUACAUGUAGUUUACACACCAUUAGAAUCAACAGAUCAAAGUCAGUAUCUGAACAACUGCACACUUACCCCUCCCCUAACCUGACAUAAACCUUAAAUUGUUACUAGUUGACUGUUAUUGGGUUAGGGGAGGGGUAGGUGCAGAAUCAACAAUGUUGAAGGCAUCAGAUUUGGUUUAGAAAAAGAGUUUUGUCACUGUGUUGAUUUGAGAUUGAUUUUUGUGGGCUUCAAAUUAUUUUGCUUGAUCUUAUUAAUAGACAACAAUGAAUCUGUUGAAAGAUAAUGAUAGAAUGUUGUAUCACCCUCAGUGUUUGUGAGUUAGAUUUUUGGUGAAGGUGUAAAUAACUGUCUUUAAUUCUUUUUCCAGGUUGGAGGUAAAGCCUUGGGCAUUUUCAUGGACACUAAAACAGGAUUAGUCUGUGUUGUGCGAAAGGUAGUAAACUGAAAUUGUUCACUCAUAUUAUUUUGAUAGGAGAUAUCCUUUAAAUUAUCUCUUUUACACCCAAGCCUUAACAGUUCAUUCUCCACACCAUCUUCCUUUCAUUUCUCACGAUUUUACUCUAACAAUGUGAAGUCAAAUCAAUCAAAGUCCCUAGGAAAUAUUUUUACUUCUCUUCAUCAUCUUUCUACUCAAACUUGAAAUGAUAUUGUAAGGAGAAACUCCUCUUUGGUUAAUUCUGAGAGUGAAAAGGUUAAAGAAUUGUAAAUUGUGUGUUUCAUUGUGGGUUUUGGAACAAAUUAUGAAAAUAGUGAAGAAAUUAAUUAAUGAGUACACAAUUUCUUGUCACCUUUAUUGGUUACAGAAUUCUGUAGAUUACAUUUUUUUAUGUUUUCAUUUGUCACACAGGAAAUGCUGUCAUUCCUGAGACCCUGUGACCUGUUUGAGCAACUUCACCUCUCUGAAGAACCUCUAGAAGUGUCAAUUGUUGCCACAGAGCCUCAUCUAGGUAUGUAUAUAAUCUUAAUGUUCCAAGUUUAGCAGGUUUCCUAUUUCACAUGGAUGUGUAGCUUCCUCUAAAGUAAAGGAGUUGAGGUCUGCAAUGAAGGAUGUAGAAUGAGCUUCGCCCUCUUCAAUUUGUGGUCCAAACAGGAAGUGCAAAAAUACCGACUUAGGGUACAACUUUAGACACUUGAGUCCAAAUUUAAAUUGUAGUGUCUGAUUUUACACACUAGUGUCCAAUUUUAGACAUGUGUAUAUGUCCAAUUCUAAACAUUUUUGUCUGAUUUUAGAUGCUAGUGUCCACAAUCACAUUUUGGACACUGGUGUACAAAAUAAAUGAGAAGAUCAAAGCUGUUGUAAUUGAAAAUAAUAUUCUUGUCAGUUUUACAUUUUUGUGUUACUUUGCAGAUAAAACCAUGAAGGAAUCAUUCAUAGAUCUUUGUAACAUCAUCAGAAUGGUUUCAGAUCAGGUGAACUAAUGUGAUGCAAUUUUCCUAAAUGAUAAUUUGUUGCUGCAAUACAGUGAUUUAAGAAAGGUUCUUAUAAAUUUUAAUAUCGAUUCAGUUAGUUGUGAUCAAAUUUAGCAAUCUUACAAUGCAGUAACUUGUAUCUUGACACAGAAUUUUUUUAAAAAUUUUUUUCUCCACCAUUCCAAUUUAGCUAUCUCCUGAGCAUCUAUCAGCACUUGAAAAUGAUGUCAUGUACCAGCUGAAUCCAGCAUUAACUGCUGAACAGAUUGCUGUUUAUCUUCUAACAAAUGUGAGGUAAGAAGCGACAGUGUAUUUCUCACAAGAAAAUUUUAAUAUCUAAGUAUGAAACCCCCUCUCUAAUGAUUCCUGUUUCUAAUAAGACUCCUCUUUAGCCAGACUUCUUUAGUCAGACUCUCCUUGAGAAGCCUCUCCCUCUAAAAAGCCCCUCUUUUUUGUAAUCUUCUCUCUCUCCUAAGCCCCUUCUUUAACAAGGCCCUUCUCCAGUAAGCCCCCCUUUCUAAUAAGCUUCUUUCUCUUAUCAGCCCCUACCUAAUAAGUCCCCUCUUUAAUAAACCCACUCUCUGAUAAGCCUAUCUCUCUACUUAGCCCCCUCUCUAUCAAGCCCUCUCUCUAAAAAGGCCCUUUCUCUUAAAAGCUUCAUUCUCUCAUCACCCCCUACCUAACUGGCCUCCUCUCCAAUAAGCCCUUCUCUCUGGUAAGCCUCUCUCUCUACUUAGCCCCCUCUCCAAAAAGGCCCCCUCUCUUAAAAGCUUCUUUCUUUUAUCAGCCCCUACCUGAUAGGCCCCUCCCUUAAACCCUCUCCCCACCACUCUUAAUAUGCACCUCCCCCUUAUAAUCCAUCUGCUGAUUGUAUUCUUUUAUUGACCCUUUCACUCCCAAGAUCUAAUUAAUAAUUCUCCUUACUACCUGCCAUACAAUUCUUAUAAUGUUAGUUCAGAGAAUUGGGUAAGAUCAACUAAUAAUCCCAUGAUUGAUAUUCUUUAUUCUCAUCACCUGCCUGCUUGAUAUUGUAUUGAUAUUGUAAGGAGAAAUUCUGUCUUGGUCACUUGUGGGAGUGAAAGGGUUAACCCUUUAACCUCUUAAGAGUGACUAGCAUCUUGUUUCCCCUUACAACGUCAUCUCAGCGUCUUUACCAAACACUUCUCUAUGAAGCUUUCUCUCCUAUAAUCCUUUCUCUUGUCCCCUUCUCUAUUAAACAAGAAAAAAAACAGGCAAUAGUGUGAUACAGUGGUGCUCUAAAAUUCUGAAUUGCUUACAUUGGUUUACUUUGCUUAGUGAUGAAGAUCAAGGAGAAGCAGAUACAAAUGCCUUAUUUCAGUUUCAACAGGAACUGGAGACAAGGUGUGUGCAAUGAAGAAGUAUUUUAUUUCCAGUAGGAAACUAGUAUUGAAGUGGAGCUGCUUUUUGGAAAGUUAGAAUUUUUCAAAAUUUCAGGGCCUGAAGGAAAAUAAAAAAGACAGUCAUUUGGGACAGGCAAGUUCUUCCUGUCCUAGGCCAGGUUGUUCAAAAAGCUGGUUUGGAUAAGCAGGAUUAGCAUGAAAUCUGACUUCAAAUCUGAAAGCUAUCAAAGAGAAUUCACUGGAAUUCCUUUUGUCUAGAUUACGAUUAUUGGAUGCUCUAAAAAGAGUAAGGAAAAUUAUCCCAAAAAAGCUUUUGAAUUAAGGAAUAAAGAAACCCAGAUUAAAAAUUUAACCUUGAGUUAGCACUAAUCAGCCUUUAGGCAAGGGGGCCCUGGUCACCUGCUGGUGGGCAAGUCAAGGUUUUAGCUUGGAAAGGUAGGGGGUGGGAGAGGGGGUAUGGGAAGGGGAGGGGCAGGAUAUGUAUGUGUUCAAUACUGAUUUAUUUCUUUUUCCACAGUUUGCACAAGAUACCAAAUAUCUUCCACAGUUUGGAAUUCCUUCUUCUGAUGUUAGAGAGUGACCUCAUUCAGGAUGUUCCUUAUGAGCAACAGACUGGUGAGGUUUCAUUUUAGCAGCUAUUGAGCUUUGGCUGCUAAACUUUUUGUGACUAGUGCCAGGCUCUCGGUCAGUGGUAAGAAGGGAAAACCUAGUAAGUUGAUUUGGGUAGGUCUGGGAAGGAGUGGGGAAGGUUGUGGGAAAAAAACGUGUACCGGUAUUCCUCCUUUACCAGGGUUUUUAUCAAGAAAUUUAGUCACAAGAUAACAGUGUUUUUUGAUGGGAAAAUAGUCUCCACAUCCUAACCUUUUACAAAGUAAUAUCAGUGUGCAUAUUCUCCAUACUGUUCUCCAUACAUUUUGACGGCAUACAUAGAUGACACCCUGUAGCUAAUAAGUUGGUGUAUUUUGUGUAUUGGUGUCUGCUGCAGAUAUUGGGUUAUCAUGUCAACUUCACAUGCUAUUGUAUAUUGACUGUACACUCUCGACAAAUCAGAGUUUUCACGGUAGCUUUAAUGUAGAAUAAUACCUGUUAUUAACUUCUGGGUUAAAUACUUCAUCACAGGUUGGUCAGAUUUCUCUCAUAUCAUGACUGGUCAUCAACUGUUCAGUGCUCCACUCACCUGCUCUCUCCUCUCCAAGGCUGCUCACCAAAUUGCGUCAUCCAGAAUGUCCGUAUGUAAACAUCUAUUGGUGCUGCUCAGUUUAAUGACCAGGCUGGGGGUCAACAAGGUAUUAAACAGUGAGAAUGUAAAAUAAUGUAUUUUUGUCCUCUCCAAACACUAUAUUAUGGCGAGAAAGGGUGAUUUAUAUUCCCUUUUUGCUCCUGUCCCCAUUGUACUUUCUCAUGUUCUUCUGUUUAGGGGUUUCAUCAAUUACUUUUUCUGUGGGGGACCUCCCAUGGUGCAAUAGGUGACUGGGCUGUUAGGCAACACUUUUACAUAAGAGUCUGAACAGAUAGCUGUAAGAGGUGUCACAGGCAGCAGUAAGAGGUGUUAUAGGCAGAGGUAGAAGGUGUUACAGGCAGCAGUAAGGGGUGUUAUAGGCAGCAGUAAGAGAUGUUACAGGCAGCAGUAAGAUGUGUUACAGGCGGUGGUAGGAGGUGUUACAGGCAGUGGUAAGAGAUGUUAUAGGCAGAGGUAGAAGGUGUUACAGGCAACAGGAAGGGGUGUUAUAGGCAGCAGUAAGAGGUGUUACAGGCAGCAGUAAGGGGUGUUACAGGCAGUGGUAAGAGAUGUUAUAGGCAACGGUAGAAGGUGUUACAGGCAGCGGUAAGGGGUGCUAAAGGCAACAGCAAGGGGUGUUAAAGGCAACGGUAGGCUUCCAAUAACUGGAUUUUGAAACCCCUGCCCCUUCCUUCCAUACUAUGCCUUAAUAAUUAGACCCCUUGUCUCUUCCCUUUUAUUCCCUCCUCCUUUUCCCGUUCCUCGUCUUUGGCAUCUUGGCAUAUCACUCCCCCCUUGGCCUAGAACUACAGAUUGCAAUUAUUUCCCAAGAAGGUUCAUCAAUGAUCUCUUCUUAACAAAUCAUCCCAAUGUUCCCUGAACCUUGUAGUGCAGAUUCUUAAUUCUCUUUGUUUCCAUUUCAAGUGUUUUUUUUUCUGUUCCUAAGAUUGGCUUGGAUGCUAGAAAAGCUGAGGAUGUAUCAUCAGUGUUCAUUCCUAGAACAGUUGAGUUUCUCAGGCUGUAUGUUGCUCUGCACUGGAUCCUUGAACAAGCUGUCACGCCCACACCAUCAAGUUCUGUGUAUGUACAUCAGUUCUUCUUGCUUUAGGUUUUUCAGGUAGCAAAGUUGACAUAAUAUCUCUUCAACAAUAGACUAACAACAACUCUUCACUUGACUCUGAUGAUGACUUCCGCUCAGGUUGUGAAAGCGUCAGUCAUUACUACCGACAACAGUCCCUCUCAGGACUACACUCACCCAGACAAUCAGACUAGCACGAUUAAUAUAAAUACGAACACGAACAAAAGAGUGGACUCGUUUUCCAAAAAGAAAGAGUAAUAACAAAGAGUGCAUGACUCCUACCAUUAAACUGUGACGUGUUUCAACAAUCCUGCAAACUUUUUUCGUACAGAGAGUCAAACCUAAAACAGUUAGCUACACUGGAAAUUUCCGAUGGAAUGGAUUCAAAAGCAGUCCCCGGUAAGAGUUAAAAAAUUGGCCCAGGUUAACGUUGGUUUUUUUUUGUCUAUGAUUGUUUAUUUGAGCGACUAUUUACUUGAUGACGUGUGUUUUCUCGUUGUAGAUGAUCCUUCUCUGACACUAGGGGAACUCUUCCUAUGUGGUGUUGGGGGAACACAACUGAGAAGGCACCUGGUCCAUAAAAUCAGGGCCUCACUGGAGAUGUCUGAUCAGGAGCCACCUCUUCUUUGGGUUGGAUUUUUCAACCGGGCUGUUUACAUCCUGAUGGACCUAAUGUAUCCUAGUGACUUAAAUAAUCGUAAUUGCCAGUUCUUUUUUUUUUGUUUUGUUUUUUCCCCGGUUUUUGUUUGAACUUGAAUUAGAAAGUACACCGAGACCCUAUUUCUGCAACUAACAUUGAGCAUAAAAACUUUGUUGUUGAAUCGGAUGGUUUUACGUGAGAUUAUAUCUUUUACUCCCGCAAGCAAGUAUAAAUAAUUUAUCCCCGUGAUACACCAUGUUAAGUCGUAAAGUGAUGAGAGGAAGGAAUAGUAUCAACCAGGUACUGUUGCUUUAUUAAACACUAAGUCUCUCUGAGCUUAAAUGCAAGGAAUGUUUGGUGAACAGUAAGGAGAUGCGAGAACGCUUUGAGAUCUUGUUACGUGGUUUCCAUGGGGGCUAUUUUUUUCCAACACCGCCAGAGUUUAUCUUAGAUUCCAUAGCAUCAAGUGACUAGAGUAUUUCCCCUCCCCCAUGUCUCAAAAAGCUCCGCCACUUCUAUUUGUGUUUUGCAUUACGUUAUUUUAACUUGACACAAAUCCAACUAUAGCUGGCCACUAAGGGAGAGCGUCAUUUUCCCAGAAUUUCUCCUCUCGCGGUGUCAGUAUCUUCGCAUUCAAGAUUACGCGCAUCUGAUUUGCUAUUGGUGUGACACCUGUCAGUUAUCAUGGCAUUUCUUACUGGGCCAAUCGUAUUUGGCUUUGGGCGAAAAUCACAAGGCAUUAAGCUGCUUCCUGAAGGCUGCCAAGGGGAUUGGUAAGGACGCUUUAGUACUUAUUAUUUGCUGGGUGAUCAAAUCAAAUGAUAAAGUAUUUUGGGAUUAUGAUAGUUUUUCUUUACCUCGCUCUGUGAUUGAUCCAGACAAUUCACGCCAUGUCAUGUAAACCAAACGGAUGCAAAAUUGAAACCAAUCACGCCCUGAGCAAUCGCGUUUUCAUGCGAGCCAGUUCCCUUGUUUUCAUUUUGACUUUGGCUUCAUAGACUUUAUAGGCUCCUUGUGAUAUUUCCUUUGAUCCAACUUGCUGUUGUGACUACUUUUCCGUUGGUUAACCCUAUAAACUCUGGGGUUCGCACGGGCCCUGGAAAAAGAUUAGAGGUCGUGGAAAGUCCUGGAAAUCUGCUUAACUCAAACAAUAGGGUUUCCAGAAUUUACGUUGUAAGAAAUGUAUGUUAACCUUGAGGAGAAUUGAUUUUGAAAUCUAGGGAAUGAAAGAGUUCAAGGAUUUAAAAUCAAUCUGAGUCCUGGAAAAGUCCUUGAAAUUUUUUUCUGAAAAAAGGGUACGAACCCUUCAACCCCAUGAGUGACCAAGAGAGAGUUUCUCCCUACAGUAUCAAUACAAUAUCAAACAGAUAAGUGAUGACAAAAAAUAAAGAUAUCAGUUUGGGAAUCAUUAGUUGAUCCAAAACCAGAUUCUCCCACUAACAUCACAAGAAUUGUUUGGCAAACAGUGAGGAGAAUUACUAAUGAGAUCUUGGGGUUGAAAAGGCUUACGACAUUCAAUCUAAAGGAGCUCUAUGCUUGCGUAGCCUGUUAAGUGCGAUUCAUUCUGUUUCUAUCACUGUUCACUUUAAGUUUUCUUGAUUUUAGGUUCAAUGGAUGCCUUUGUGAUGAAGGUUCUUCAAAGCGAUUCCACCGAUAUUUCAACACUGCUUGUUUUAUUUUACGUAAAGGUGAGGCAGAUUAAAACUCACAGGCGAACAAGACGAAAUUCUUCAUUACGAAAUUUAGGAGACACUGACGAACAAUCACGGACAUUCUACAUCACUCUUUUACGGAAACGAAAGUCUAUCUUCCCAGACGUUCGCAGUGUGAAUUAUCUCUCAAGAAAUGCCAUUUAACUUCCUUUUUGGAAGUUUCUUUCAUCGACAAAUGAAUCUGAACGCUGCCCUCCAUUAUAUUGCUUUUAGUCACUAUAUUGAGGUUUAACUCGACGCAGACGUCUCGGAAAAUAGACUUUCGUUCUACAGACGAGAGUCUACAAAUAACUUUAGUGAAUUGAUAAAUUCCAACACGUGGACUAGGAACGUGUCUGUCUGUUCCCUUAUGUUCACUUGUAUUGUGUGACUGUUAUCAUUUCCUCUGUUUUCCCGCGCAGGUGUUGAAGCUGUUUGAGCAGUUUGAUGCUCCCGACUAUGUCAUCCGUGUGGCUCAUGUAGCGCUGGAUUUCGCUUCACCUGAUGAUCCAAAUAUUGUGAGUGGAUAACGUGAUAAGGGGGGAGGGGUAGGCGGUGAAAGAAAAUGUAGUAAAGCCGGCUAGGGCGCCGAGUCCAACUCCUCUUCAAAGUUGCCAUUUAGCGAUCUGAAAUAGGAAAAUAAACCAGGCUGACAGCUGGCCUUUUGGAGGUUCACGUGACAUCUCAAGACUUGCUUUUGACAACUAAGGGAGAAGAGGCAAAAGUUUAUGAAAGAAAACUUCAGAGUGCAAUAUUUACCCUAGUUUAACUUUAGACCAUGAAGCGCAAGCGAUUUUUUAUAACUUGUUACAUGACUGCAAACACAGGACGCUAAAUAAACGACUAUAGCUGUAAAUUCAGUCGCCAAAAUUUGUUCCUACUCUUGCACAAAACGGUCGUAGCUAGGAGAGGUGAGCCUUUGAGGGGUUAAAAACGGUUUCUAUAACUCUGCCCGGACUAUUACUUUACGUCAUUCAGGGAGCUGAAUAUAACGCGCUCUGUGAUUGGUCGUUUCUUAUGAAGUAUCCGAGCACAGAGGUGACACCAGCGUCGUGCGAAGUCGUUUACUUUCCUUCGUCAUUCGUACACUCUUUUAAAACGAUGUUUCCGAUAUUUUUCCGAUGAGUUUACGAUGAUUUUCCGAGAAUUUUCCAAUAACUUUCUGAUAAUUUUCCGAAAGUUUAGCCAUGGAAGACUUUAAAAAUAUGCUUGGCGCCUUUUUACAGGUGAGAAAAAACAAAUGCGCAAUAGGAACACAUACCUCGAACAGUGGAGCACUAUGAGGCUACUCGUGAUUUUUGUUCCUUUUUUCUUUUCUUCAUUGUACAAGUGUAUGGCAGAGUGGAGUAAUUUUUGUUAAUUAUGUUAUCUCUCCUUAAUUAUUCCAGCCCGACUUGUGGUCAAACAUUUUUAAACAUCAUCUGGAGUUGCGCCAUAAUGACCUGGCAUAUGAAGCUUUGACCGCUAACCCUGACCCUGUUAGGUAAGUAAUUUUCCCAUCUCUUUUCUUAGUUUUCUUUUCCUUUUUAUUCGUUUAUCUUCUUUGUAAGUAGUCGUUCGCAGUUUGGCUCUUUGCUUCUCAUUGUGCAAUGAACGUCGAUUUUGGCUGCUAUCGUCCGCUUUUGAGUGCUCCUGUCCGAUUUCGGACUCUUCAGUCUGAUUUUAGACGCUGUCGUUAUAUUUUGGACGCCCCUAUCCUAUUACAGCAUCUCCGUCAGAUUUUGAACGCUAUCGGCUGUUUUUGAACGCUUCCGUUCGUUUUAGUUGUGAAGAUGUGGAAUUUUAUCAUUCUACUUUUCUUGACUUUUUUCAGGCGGCGUGUAUGCCUUCAUAAGCUCAUGGUAACACUGUACGAGGGAGGUCAAACUCAGGAGCUUGUAGAGUAUCCAUUUGUCAACCUUCAAAAUGAGGUGAAUAGAUAAGACUUUGUCUAUUUCAUCGAGAGAUUUGUCCUAGAAAGGCGAGCAUCCUCGUAAAAGAAUGAUAGAAACAUGUGCAAAGUACAGCUUGUUACAAGUGGCUCGCGCCAGGCACCUAUCGGGCAAAUCAUAACUAGUGUCCAGAUCUCUCAUCUAAUGUUGCGUUGUGCUCUAUCUCUCCCCAAGUCUUUAGUGUUCCUCAUGCUUGCAUAUGGGGGAUAGUGAAGACUGAUAAGAACACAAAUGUUAAUUUGAAUUAAAGAACAAAACUAAAUAUGGAAUAGUGUCAUUUGACUGUCUCAUGGAUCUAAUGACUAAGUCACUGUUCCAAUAGUCCUUUGGAGUUAAAGUCCCGUAGCCGACGCAGGGCUAAGGGAGGUUUCUUUGGUCGUUCUGGGGGUUUCGGCGGGCUUGACGGCGCCAGUGGAUCUGCUUGGGGGCUGGACGCGUGCGUUCGUGGAGUUGCUGUUGAGGGGUGCUCAGGAGAUGGGGAAGGUGUUUGGUUGCUAAGUUGUAUCUGUGGUGCAUUUGGCUUUGGGCUGGGGCUGUGGUGGUCAGGUGUCACUGCUGCCGGGGUUGGCCCAGUUAGUGGCUGUGCAGGGGAUGGUUGUGGGGGCAUCCUUGCUUGUGCUGGGGUGGGGGCGAUUGGCUUGGGCGGUCUGUGUGGCAGCAUAGCAAGAUGACGCAGGUCGUCAUCAAUUGUUAGGUGGGGCGGUGUGGUCCGUACCGGGAGGUAUUUCCUUAAGAACUUGCGGUUGCGGGUAGUCAUCCUCCCUGAGCCGUCGAUGCGGAUGACAUACUGGUCGAAUUGGCGAACCUCGACCACGACUCCUGUCUUAUCCCACUUAGUGGGGUAGGGGCCUGUUUGGUUCUGGAUGCGAACAUGGUUACCAACGGCCAGGGGUGGGAGUCGCUUGGUGUGCUCAGACCAUCUCUCUGCAGCUUUCAUGUGGCGGUUUCUUAGUGCUGCCUCUCUUGUCGCGAGGGUGUCACGCCAGGUAGGGUGUGGUUGGUAGCGACCAGGUAAGAUAGGUAUGAAGUCCUUGAUUGGCCUGCCGAAGACACAUUGUGCAGGGGAUAGCUGAGUAUUCGGGUCGGGUGUGUUUCGAUAUUGAAGGACUGCACGCUGGAAGGAGUCAGUAUCUAGGCUACCAGAUGGGGUGGUGUUGUCAGUGAUGAACCGUUUGACUGAUUUGACGCCAAUCUCUGCCCUGCAAUUUGAGUGUGGGAAUGCCACUGACGACAGACGGUGGUGUAUGCCCCAGUCUUUCAGGAAUUGGCGUGUGGCUGUUGCUGUGAAUUCAGGGCCGCCAUCUGUUGCGAGUUCGUCUGGGAUGCCGAAUGUGGCAAAGGUUCGUCGUAGACAGUCAAUCAGGCCUGUAGAUCCCUCUCUUGCUCGCUCAACGAGGGGCCAGUUGGAGUAGCGGUCUACGAUAACAAGGUAGGUAACCCCUUUGUAGUGAAAGAAGUCGGCGCAAACACAUUGGAACGGGUAGGCUGGGGGUACAACUGGAGAGGGCGGUGAACUCGGUUGAGAGGGUGCCAUGCGGUUGCAGUGGUUGCAGGUUUCCCGUAGGGCAAUGAUGGCUGGGGUGAUGCCUGGCCAGAACACUGUGCUUUCGGCGCGUGCUGUCAUGGAAGUCACACCUUGGUGGGCUGAGUGCAAGACAGUCAGAAUAUGCUGGCGGAGAGAGGGUGGUAUCACGAUGCGAUUCUUGUAGAGGAUGAUGCCAUCAACUGUAUAGAGGUGUUCGCGAAAUUGAUGGUACUCCCGAAGGGCAGGUGGUAGCUCGUUACGGGAUUUAGGGAAUCCAGUCUCGAUAAGAUGAAUUAGCUGGGUCAUUGCCCUGCUGCUUGUUGUGGCCAGCUUGACCCUAUCCCAUGUGACGGCAAUAGUGUUUAAUGCCGAUGAGGCUGAUGAGGCUAGCUGGUCGUCAAUGGUGAUGGAGCAAGUGCCCGGUUGUGGUUCGGUGUGGCGGAUGCCGGCCAAGAAGGAGCGUCCGGAGUUAUCUAAUUGCGGGAGAGCGGCCAGGGUUGCGGUUGCCGCGGCUAUGUCGUCUGGCAAGACUAGCAGGUCUGGUUUGGUGGUUCCCGUAGGAUGGCGGGAUACAGCAUCGGCAGCUUUGUGUCGCACGCCAGGGAUGUGUACCAUUCGGAACCGGUAACGUAAGCUUUUCUCCUUGAGGUUGCGGAGCCGGGCGUUGGUGAUAUCUUCAAGGGACCGGUCUCCAAACACUUUUAGGAGGGGCUUGUGGUCGACAGCAAUGAUCAGGUUACUGCAACCCAGGACAAAAAAUCGUGCUUUGUCAAGCGCGUCGGCAACGGCUAGGGCUUCGCCCUCUACUGGGGCAUAGCGUGAUUCAGCGGCGUGUGUGAAACGGCUCCCAACCAAAGUGAUCUUCCAGCCUGUACGACAACAGAAGGGUUCGGGGGAUGGGCACUGGCAGUGUUUCUGGAACAGCCAGAAUCCGAUGCCGCUUUUGGACCAGUCGGUUGCCAGGCAGGUUGGUUUAGAUUUGUCAAAGAUACGCACACCCUCUUCGAUUUCACUGAUAAUCACUGAUUUGGAUUCUUCAAAGAGUGUGUGCAGUUCGUCGGUCCAUUGGAAAGGGGUGCCGGGCUGGAGGAGCUGGCGGAAUGGCAACAUGCGCUCAGUCGCUGCGAAGGCAUAGGAGACCUGGUUGAUCAGGCCAAACCAGGAGCGGACAUCCGUGAUGUUGGCUGGGAUUGGAAAGUUGCGGAUGGCAUCGAGGUAUUGUUUGCAUGGCCGCACACAGCUUGGGGUGAUCUCAAAUCCUGCGAAUUCGACAGUGUCGGCUCCGAAGACGAACUUGUCUGGGUUAAGUAUGAUACCAUUGUGUCCGCAGAGGUUGAGCCAGUCAACCGCCUGGAAGAAACUUUGGUCAAGGUUGUCUGCCCAGAGAAGGGUGUCGUCGAUGCAUUUGGUCUUGUUAGGAACGUGGGACACGAUCUCAUCAAACCGUCUUGAGUAGCCGUCGCCAGAAGCUAUGUAGCCUUGAGGUGCUGUUUUAUAGCGGUAGCGACCCCAUGGAGUGAUGAAGGUGGUGAGGUGUCGAUCGUCCUCAUGGAGGGGAACGCUGUGGUAACCAUUCCAACAGUCAAACACGGUCUUUUUGGUGUUGCUUGGGAUUGAACGUGCCUGGUGGAAGGGGCUUUGCGUGUGGUGGGUUUCACGUGUCGCGUGGAGGUUGAGCGCCUGGAAAUCGACUGUGCGGCGGGGCUUGCCAUUCUUUUUAGCACAUACAACCAUGCGGUGGCACCAGGUGACGGGUUCUCCUACUGGCACUGGUUCGAGGACACCCAGUGAGACGUCCUGGUCGAGUCCUGCCUUGACCUCCUCUUGCCAGUGAAGUGGCACUGGUAUGGGGUUGUGGUGUGCGACUGGUUUCGCUUGGGGGUCAACCAUUAGCCUCAUAGGGAUGCUCUCCAUUAGGGGUAGCGGCUGGUGCUCGCAUGUAUUGAAGGUGCUGGUUCGGUAGUAGUCCAGCAGCCACUGUUGCAUCUUCAUCCGACUGUUCUCUGUUGCUGGGAAAGGGGUGGUUGUGGGCUUCGGUGGCGGUGUGAUGCGACGCGGGCAGGUGCAUGGGGGGCUGUCUGAGCCCUCAGAAGUUUGCAUAUCUCUGUCUGACGGGGUUGGUGCAGUUGCAUUGCAGGCUGUGUCUGGCUCGAUUGAGCUGCAUGUGUUUAGGGUCUCCCCCAACAUGGGGAAGUUCUUAGUGAUAAUGCCCAGUGCCAUGCAUGUCUCUCGGCUGAGGAAAAGUUUGUCUGAGUCGCUUGUCACGUAUACGAUCUGUCGGCUUUCCAGGGCUUUUCCGGAUGGAGACCUGCCCGAGAACCUUAAGAUGACUGCGCCCAGGAUGCUGAUCCCUUUGUUGUUCACAGCGUGCAUUUUCAUAGUGACGGGUAUCAGGUCACUCUCACAGAGGCCCAGGCGACGGAUGACUUUUAUGCUAGCCAAGCAGCUCUGGCAGCCUGUGUCAGCCAUAGCAGAGAGUUGUGCUGUUGCCAACUGUGAUUUGGGUGGGUUGUAUCCAAGGGCUGUGUAGUCUUCAGGAUGGGCUGUCGCUGUAAGCGUUAUGAACGGUUGAGGCUUGGAUGGCUGUCGAACCCAGUGAUCGGUUAGGUGGCAGUAGAGGUGGUGGUCGAGUGAGAUGACUCCUUUGCUUGGCCUGCUGAGGCUAGUUGUGGUGCAAAGUGAGUCAAAAAUUGCGCUUUCCGUUUCUCUGCUCUUGCCAAUGGGUGUCGGCGGCUGUUGGGGCCUGUUGCUUUUGCCCCUGCUGCGGCAAACGCUGGCAAAGUGGUUCUGCCGUCCACACUUGUCGCAGAUGGUGCCAUAAGCUGGGCAGUCAUGACGGCGGAUUCUGGUCGGCGCGCUCUUGCCAUGCCCUCUCUUGUUGCAAUAAGAGCACAGUUCGUUCGCGUCCCCAUCCUUACGUUGCUUGACCUCAUCAUUUUUGGCACGACGAUACUGACUUUGUGCGGCGUCUGUACUGUGGCUUUGUGACAGGCGGCCUGCUGACCGUUUGCCGGCCUCUUUUGCCUCAAUGAAUUGGAACACCUCCUCAAGGCUCAUGUCUUGGUUUCGUUCCCCCAACAGGUCUAAUUGGAUUUCGCUGUCAGCCAGGCCACGUGUGAGGACAUCGCGAAGGACGUUUUCCGUAUAGUUGACCUCUAUGUUGCAGCCAGGGCAAGUGACUAAAAAACUUGCAAACACCAGCUUGGCCGCGAAGGCGGGCACCAAAACUACGGAUCGUCUCAUCCCGGUCUUGCCGCAUGUUGUGUAGCUGCACACGGGCGACCAUUGCGUUCUCCUCCCGUACUGCAAGCUUUUUUAUGGCUGCCAUGACCUCAUCUGCGGUUUUGUCGGUGAGGGAACCGCCCGCGUUUCUUGUCAGGUCUUUGCGAAGUUGUUCAUCGCAGCACUCGAGGAGCUGGAUUACCUUUUCUUUGCCGGUGACAUUAGUUGCCGCAACAUAAUCGCCCCAACGCGUUAGAAAAUACGACCAAUCCUCACUCGAUCCCGCUGCCGAAAUUGUCGGACGGCGUACUCUUUCGAGUUUCGUGUUACUGUUGGGGUUGAUCGUGUUCACUGUUCCUGGAGUGACAUGUACCCCCGAAGAGUGCACUGAUAGAAGGACGGCCGCGAGCGCGUCUGUAACUUCCUCUGUCUCGUAGGUGCAUUCGGGGAAUGGGCAUUUGUAUUUCUUCGACAUUGCGUACUAUUGUAGUCCGGGAAGAAAACAAAGAUGGCGGUCGAUCGGCGAUCGAUGGCCGCGUUCUCCUCUGUUCGACGUAUUACUGGGUAGUCCGCUUGCAACCGGUGUCUCGUUCGCCAGAUCAAUCCGUGUUGAAGUAUGUUUCUAUCAUAGAUAAGACUUUGUCUAUUUCAUCGAGAGAUUUGUCCUAGAAAGGCGAGCAUCCUCGUAAGAGAAUGAUAGAAACAUGUGCAAAGUACAGCUUGUUACAAGUGGCUCGCGCCAGGCACCUAUCGGGCAAAUCAUAACUAGUGUCCAGAUCUCUCAUCUAAUGUUGCGUUGUGCUCUAGUGAAUAUUAACGUUAUGAUUAAAGACAAACCUGUUAGACAGGUGAGAGCGCAAGUGCGAGAAAAGCGCGAGGAAGGCGCGAGGAAAAUGCAAAGGGCGAGUCGCGCGUGUCUCGUCCCCCGUACGUUCGCCUCACGCUUGCUUUUGCUCGCCUGAGAAACGCGUUGAAACUGAUUGUUAGUUUUUCCUUUGAUGUUCUGGCCUGUAAGACUCAACUGGCGUAACUCGGUCUUGAUAUUUCAUUUCGAUACGUUGGUAAAGUUGGUUCGUUCUGCUCGGUUCGCUUUACGUGGUGCUGGUAGUUUUUUUAAACCUGUUUAGAGGAACCUUAUAUGGUACACGGUUCAUACAUGAUUAGAAUAAAGUGUUCGGCGUUGAGAAAACUUUUCUGUAACUGUUGUUCUGUUUUUUUAGUUUAUAGACAUCAUCGAGUCUCAUGCCCGUACAGUGGACAUAACUACUCACAGCUUUUACGAUCUACUCUAUGCUUUUCACGUGUUCAGAGGAAACUACAGAAAAGGUGACAACCAAAAGUUAUCACAACAGCCAAUCAGAACUAAGGAGGGUGUCAUGAAGAGCCAAUGAGAACUCAGAGAAAUGAGCACAAGUCGCUUCAAGCGCGGGAAAACGCGAGUGAACAGUUGGCUUAAGCUUGGGGUCUGAUUGGUCAAAAUUGUGGUGCGAGUGUUUUUUUGAACCAAUGAGAAAGCAUAGUAGAGGGGAACUUAUGCAGACAGGGAAUACUAUCAAGACUCUAUGAAAAAAACCGCACUUUACUUUACAUAACUGUUUAUUUUUGACAAUGUUUGGUUAAUGAGAAGAAGUGGGUGUAGUACAUCUUCCAAAGGCAGGAUGACGAUAUAAACAAAUACACAGAGUAAUGAAGCAAAUACAAAGUGAUGUCAUUUGUUUUAGAUUACUGUGUUGGAUCUUUUUUCUCCAGCUGGGGCAGCAAUGUAUGAACACGCCUUGCGACUUGGACAAGAAGUUUCAGGGCUUGACAGUCUGCAAAAACAGGUUUGUUUCUUUGAUAUUUUUUCAGUAAAGCUCAUCAACGACCUUGGUAGCUCACUAAUCAAUUUGCAAGGAAAUGAAAAACUUAGCGCACACUUAAAAUUCCUACACGUACCUCUACGCUGAGAAACAUCUAUUUCCGAUUUACUUUCAGGCAAAAUGUUAUUUAGCAGCUAUGAACUCACUCCGUCUCGUCGAGCCGAAAAAUGCCUGGAUUGUAAAACCUCUGGACAGAAUAGGCACCGAUGUAAGUUACAUAUUUUUGCUUCAAAACAGUACCACACAUUACAUUUAAUUACAGCUCUGUAGCUUUCAUUUGACCGCUUGCAUUAGGGUCUCAUAAACAGACCUAGGAAAAGGUUCGAACCACCUCGUACAGCAUGAUUAAGAGUACCACAUGAGAGUACUGCUUAGUAGAUAUCAUUUGAAUGAUCACUCACCUGGGUUUCAUCUAUAGACGUAAAAGCUACAACACCCACCCAAAGAAAAACGGAGUAAUCAGUUUCCUCUUUCACCAAACGGGCCAUUGCUCAUUUUUCAGAAACCAGCGGAGCCGCCCAACAUGUCACCUAAACGAAAGCAGGGAGAAGAAGGAGAGGUACUCUACCCAGGUCAUCUGGCCAAGCCUCGGCGUAAAGUGACCGUGUUAGACAUCAGGGACCUGGAGGGAGAGUAUCUAUUGGUUCUCGCCAGGCUGCAGCUCAUUAAAAUGGACGCAGAUCCAACUCGUGCUAUAGGUUUGUUACGUCAGACAUGUAGCUCUCUGCUCUGAUUCUCUGAUUGGUGUAGUGCCGUUACCAUGGCAAUCUUUUGACUUUCCUUUUUCCUUUUUUUCUUUUUUCCGCUCGGUCUCAGGCCCUCAGUUGUCACCCCAGGAGAGCGUAGCGUUGUUGACUCAAGCAGGCUUGUUUGACAAUGCCUUCACUGUAGCUUUCCACUUCAACUUGCCAAAAGAAACGAUCUUCGAAGGACUUGCCUCAAGGUUAGAAAGCAUGAACAUUAAAAUGUUUCAAGGGGAGUCUAGACGAUUUUGCGAGAGCUCAACGCGAGAAAGACUGGGACGAGACAGAUCCACGAAAGGGGGACCGCCAUAUUAGUCUCGACCCAAUCUCAUAUCGUUCAAAUGUCAAUUAUACAUUUCCUCUCUCUCCUCGCUCGUUUGACGUUUCGAGAAAAAAGGAAAUACUCACCAGUGAUCUGGACAGGCUACCAAAAUGAAUACGUAACUAAUAUCUAGCAUUUUAAUUCUGUUUUAAACGUACCUUUCCCUUUUUUUGUAACACUUCUGCUCUUUUAACUUCUAAUGCGACUUUUUUUGUCUUUGCAAUAGGUGUGUCAAGUUAUCUACCCAUGGUCCUGGUCUAACACGGUGAGGAAAUAACUAUUGUAAUGCCAAUUCCCAAAAGGAAGGAACAACAACGACAAAAUAGCCAUCCGAUGGAUGUAUUUCAGUUUUCACAAAUCUCAGAAUUUUCUCCUAUAGUACAGUUACACUAUUUCAGUUUUCACGUUGUUAAUCCACGCUUUUACUACUCUUUGAUAUCAUUUCUUUGAUUUUCACAGAAAAACCGAAGAGGACGCGUGGGACUGGCUCCUAUCUAAUGACCUCGGCGAAGCUCAGGUCUCCGGAUACAAGAGGUACGCGUCAAUUUACCGGUGUCCAGACCUUUGUUUUGUAUUGUGUAUUUUUUUUUCUUUGCCUUUUGAAUCUCGUUUAAAGUAAGCAAUGUUUGAGGCUAUACUUUCCAUGAUUUUUUUAUAGUGUUGUUGACCAGGCUUGGCAACUUUUGAAGUUGUACCUCGACAAGCUUGGUCCACGUGAUGGUCACGUGUAUUACAGAUGUGUGACCAGUAAACUGCUGUCAGCCGGGGCUACUCUGCCCACGUGGCUCGUGAAUGAUUAUAAGGUGAGAGGACUUGUGGAAGUGGUCACGUGAUCAAGACCUACGGUUUGAGGCUGCAAGAAAUUUGUAUGCGUUUAUGAAAAUUUUUGACGUUUUGUUAAAUUUGGAAACCAAAAAAGUUAUUUUUAUUUGCUGUUGCGCCAUGUAACUCAACAUAAUAAGCACCUAAGAUUUCAGAAGAACAUUGACAAGCGGUAAAAGACGAUAGAACGGAUUUCAUUUCGGCUUACUGGGCGAAAAUCGAUCUGACUUUUUUCAAGAUUACAACAAUUUGUUUGAAAGAGUUAUUUGUAAUGCUUAGAGGAAAUUUCCCCAGUUUGUUGCCAUUUGAGUGUCAUUUUACAGAUAAGACACUAUUACUCUGCCUAUGUGCAGUUCAGAGCUUUUAUUCAGCGGAAACGUUCAUAGCCAUUAAAACAUAGGCGAUCCUGUGAUGUCUAAUUUGCGUGAACUUUUGGCUAACGGGCUGGAAGAUGUCGUCAAGUUGUGUGACGUACCUUACUGAUAGACACUCCAGAUGAAACCAUCCUUUAUCAGUGGUCACUGUUUUUCAAAAUUUCGAAAUGUUUCUGCUCUAGCGCUUUAAUGCCACCGAACUGCUCCGUUUGUACAUCAACUAUGAUCUUCUGCUGGAGGCUGUCAUGUUGGCUGUUGAGUACAUUGAAGCUGUUCUUGGAAAGGGCAAAGAAUACUUUGGACUGACGGUGAGUUCACCUGUGAGCCGUGCCUUUAGUUAUUUUUGAUACUGAUCACACUCAGACGAGUUCUUCAAUGUGAAAAGUUUAUUUAGGAUGAGUCAGCCAGUCUUGUAGAAUAUGCAUCCUAAUAUGAUCCUAACAUAUGUACACUGAAAACUAAGGGUUCUACAAAAGAACCCGUGCUACUCCAGAUACGAAAAACCACUAAAAAAUCACUCUUCAGAAGUGGCCAAAAAAUAUAUGGAAACGUAUUCCUCAUCUAAUGCAGCGGCACAAUAUCCCGAGGAAAGGGUAAACUAACCUGGUUACACUGCUUACCACAAAGAAAAAUCAAUGAAUGUAAAGAACAUUAAUUCAAUUAAAGCAACCCUCUCAUAGAUAAUGCCUAUAAAGCCAACUGAUUGCGUAAAGAGUGGUUUGGGUUAGUCCUCUUGUAAAUAACCGGCCCCUAAUCUUUUAAGUGGCAAUUUAGGGCACUUUUUUCGAGUCUCCAGCGUAUCCUUCAAUGAAGGCCGCUAUAUAAACCCUUUUGUACUAAUUACCUUCAUUGAAAGAACAGGUAAAUUGAAGCGACACUUUUUCUAUUCUUGAAUUUGUGCCCUCUAUUAAAGUUCCAUCGUAUAAUCUUUGUAUCUAUUACCUUCCUGAAAGGGACAACUAUUUUAGGGACAACUUUUCUAAUCCCGAGAGUGUCCUUUGAACGGUCAUUCUACUGUAUUAAUACAGAAAUCUUAUUCGCAGGAUGCCUUGCACGGCACCAGUCCCAGUGUGUGGGUUCCGUACGCUUCCCUGGAUCAACUGCUGGUUCUGCUUAAGGACGUGCAACCUGAUUCCGAGCUGGCUCAGGUAAGGUUCCUUAGCCCUUUGUGACCAGCAUCUAAUUUCUCCUUACAACAUCACACCCUGAAUCAAACAAUAGGGGCACGAGAAUUAAGGAAAUGAUCAACAACUCUGAAGCACUGGAUUGUUAAACAAAUUCUUCAUGUCAGCUUCUCGAUGAAAUGCAUAGAGAACAGUUUGGAGAAUAUGCAUGCUCAUAUUAGGGUGAAAAGUAUGAAGACUGUUUUUUAGUUGAGUACUGCACAAGCAAAAGUAAAGCUCGUACAUAGGUCAAUCAGAACAAAGGGAAAUAUCAGAUGGAACCAGAAAGGAAUAGAUAAAGUUAAACAUUUGAUUGGCUGGGAGGGUGGCACGUGUUUCCAGACCAGACAUAGAAUGAAGUAUUGCAAAACCAGUCCUUUUCCGUUGGACUUUGGACACUCCCGUGAAAAUUGCCCUAUUUUAGGGACGGUAAUUCCUGUUGGGGUUAUUUUAUGAAGGUAAGCUUGGUUUGCUUUUCCCCACCAUUCAAUUUUCUAUUCAUUUGUUGGCGGUGUUCGUUGGGUGAAAACAUGCCUCAUUGCACAAGAAUCGUAGCGAAUUAAUCAUUCAUUAUUACAGGCACGUGAUGAACUGAGAGAGCUACUCGAUGUGUUCCAUGAGCAAGUGACAUCAGUGUCACGUGAUAUGGUGCGUAUGCAACUGAAGCGUGCUCAGCGGAUGCACGCGGCGGAGUCCAUUCCAAUGCAAUGAUUACAUCAUGAAAAUGGUAGAGACGUAGUCUUCUCUACUCGAUCGAAUGUUUGCCCGAGAAUUUUUUGAGUAAGGUAAUUCAGUGCCUUAGACGAUUUUUAGAGAGCAUGCUAGCUAACGCUAAGUCGGACGCGUUGCUGAGCAACAGAACAUAUCCAAACGGGUUCCAUCAAUCUAC
Messenger RNA from Pocillopora meandrina, 25736 nucleotides. NCBI's taxonomy places the organism in Eukaryota, Metazoa, Cnidaria, Anthozoa, Scleractinia, Pocilloporidae. The record is from the annotation of a GenBank genome assembly.